AUGGGGGACGAAUUCCCUACACUAUUCCGCUCGGAGCAGAUGAGCUUGGUACAGCUCAUUGUGCCUACCGAAGUUGCUCAUGACACCAUCGCUGAGCUUGGCGAGCUAGGCAAUGUUCAAUUCAAAGAUCUGAACCCAAAUGUCAAUCCUUUUCAACGUUCCUUCGUCGGUGAGAUCCGCCGCAUCGACGAGAUGGCCCGUCGCGUCCGCUUCUUUGCCUCUCAGAUUGAGAAGGAGAAGGAGGCAGUUCCCAUUCGUCCUCUCUACGACUCGGCGCCGCUCGUUACGGUCGGCCCGCGGUCUGCGCAGACCAUCGACGAGCUCGAUGUGAAGUUGGCAGAGCAUGAGGCGCGUCUGACGCAAAUGAAUGAGAGCUACCAACUUCUGAGCGAGCGGCUGAGGGAGCUUGUAGAAGCGAGACACGUCUUGCGGGAAACCGCGGUCUUCUUCGAGCGGGCGGCUGUCCGCGAGAGCGAAGUUCGUCAGUCUCUGGACGACAGUUCUGCCCCGCUCCUGCAGCACGAUGACCGGGAGCAGCAGUAUUCGUCCGUAGGCGAUGUUCAGUUGGACCUUGAAUUUAUCGCCGGUACGAUCGACCGCACGCGUUUGUCCACUUUCGAACGUGUCCUGUGGCGCAUCCUCAGGGGGAACCUCUACAUGAACUACAUCGAUAUUCAAGAGCCUUUCGUCGACCCUGCGACUGGUGCUGAGACGCGCAAGAACGUCUUCAUCAUCUUCGCGCACGGCGACGUGCUCCUGGCAAAGAUUCGGAAGAUCGCCGAGUCUAUGGGCGCGACCCUCUACCCCAUUGAUGUGAACGCGGACAAGCGUGCGGACUCUAUGCGCGAGGUCACCGGCCGUCUGGAAGAUCUCCAGAUCGUGCUCUAUAACACUGGCGCCAACCGCAGGGCUGAGCUCCAGACCAUCGGCGAGAGCCUUGCGAGCUGGCAGGAUGUGGUGGCAAAGGAGAAGCUGAUCUACGAGACGCUCAAUCUGCUCAAUUACGAUGUCCGUCGCAAAACCCUCAUUGCGGAGGGCUGGUGCCCUACUCGAGACAUCGCCCAGAUUCAGCUUGCGUUGCGCCAUGCCACGGAGGAAUCCGGUACCAACGUCCCGCCCAUCCUUCACGAGCUGCGCACGAACCGCACGCCGCCUACCUUCAAUCGCACCAACAAGUUCACGGAGGGAUUCCAGACUAUCAUGGACGCCUAUGGUAUUGCAACGUACCAAGAAGUCAACCCCGGCCUGUUCGCCGUCAUUACUUUCCCGUUCUUGUUCGCUGUCAUGUUCGGCGAUAUUGGUCACGGCUUCAUCAUCUUCAUUGCUGCAUUGGCGAUGAUCCUGUUCGAGAGAAAGCUUGCGAAGGCAGACCUCGGUGAGAUCUUCGGCACAUUCUUCUUCGGCCGCUACAUUAUUUUGCUUAUGGGCGCUUUCUCGAUCUACACCGGCCUCCUCUACAACGACAUCUUCUCCAAAUCGCUUCACCUUUUCCACUCUGGAUGGGAGUGGCCCGAGCCUCAUGGCAACGAAUCUGUUGUCGCCUACUCUAACGGGCACACAUAUCCAUUUGGCCUCGACCCUGGUUGGCACGGAGCCGAAAACCAGUUGCUAUUCACUAACUCAUACAAGAUGAAGAUGUCGAUCGUUCUGGGUGUCAUUCACAUGACGUUCGCGGUCUGCUUGCAAGUCCCCAACCACAUUCGUUUUAAGCGAUUCUCCGACAUUUGGACCAACUUCAUCCCGCAAAUGAUCUUCCUUCAGUCUAUCUUCGGUUAUCUGGUCGUUUGCAUAAUCUACAAGUGGACGGUGGACUGGUCGAAGGCGUCCACGCAGCCGCCUUCUCUUCUGAACAUGCUGAUCGGGAUGGUCCUAUCCCCCGGAACGGUCGACCCGGGCACGCAGCUCUACGCUGGACAGAGCACGGUGCAGGUCAUCCUGCUGUUGAUGGCUGGGGUGUGCGUGCCGUGGCUGCUGAUCACGAAGCCCUACCUGCAGUACAAGGAGAUGCAGCAGAUCCAGGGUCAAGGCUAUAUUGGGCUACUUGGCGCGGACGAAGCGCCGAGACACGCGGAGGACGUGGACCUGGAAGGCGAAGAAGAAGGCAACGGCCGGGCGAUCGUGGAAGUGAACGACGAGGAGCAUGAGCAGCACGAUUUCAGCGAGGUCGUCGUGCAUCAGGUCAUCCACACGAUUGAGUUCUGUCUCGGAUGCGUUUCGCACACUGCCUCGUACCUUCGUCUGUGGGCGCUCUCGCUGGCGCACGCACAGCUAUCUGAGGUGCUAUGGGACAUGACCAUCGCGAACGUGCUGGACAUGACGGGUCUGGUUGGUAUCAUCGCGAUCGUUGUCGUCGGGGCAAUGUGGCUGGUGAUGACCAUUGGCAUCUUGUGUAUCAUGGAGGGCCUCUCGGCAUUCCUACACGCGCUGCGUCUGCAUUGGGUAGAGGCGAACAGCAAGCACUACGAGGCAGGUGGCUAUCAAUUCGUGCCGCUGAGCUUCGCGCGGCUGAACGAGAAGCAGUAG
This is a messenger RNA of Dichomitus squalens LYAD-421 SS1, 2523 nucleotides long. RefSeq names its product H+-ATPase subunit. Gene Ontology annotation, cellular component: fungal-type vacuole membrane; vacuolar proton-transporting V-type ATPase, V0 domain; vacuolar proton-transporting V-type ATPase complex. The transcript has 11 exons. The record is from RefSeq and is a predicted model, not a curated record. Gene Ontology annotation, molecular function: proton-transporting ATPase activity, rotational mechanism; ATPase binding. NCBI's taxonomy places the organism in Eukaryota, Fungi, Basidiomycota, Agaricomycetes, Polyporales, Polyporaceae. The coding region runs from base 1 to 2523 and encodes 840 amino acids. Gene Ontology annotation, biological process: vacuolar acidification; proton transmembrane transport.